This is a messenger RNA of Cydia pomonella (codling moth), 716 nucleotides long. It is a transcript of the gene Bet1, whose product is annotated as BET1 homolog. The record is from RefSeq and is a predicted model, not a curated record. The transcript has a single exon. The coding region runs from base 256 to 594 and encodes 112 amino acids. Gene Ontology annotation, molecular function: SNAP receptor activity. Gene Ontology annotation, cellular component: SNARE complex; Golgi trans cisterna. NCBI's taxonomy places the organism in Eukaryota, Metazoa, Arthropoda, Insecta, Lepidoptera, Tortricidae. Gene Ontology annotation, biological process: endoplasmic reticulum to Golgi vesicle-mediated transport; vesicle fusion with Golgi apparatus.
UUGUCAAGAAAUUGUCAUUCAUAAAUGCCUAGUCUAGUUGUUGCCUAAAAAAUAUUGUUGUUGAAUCACAUACAUAGUAUCUAAAAGUUUAUUUUCUACACUGAAAAUGCUAAAUUAUUAAUUAGGAAAUCAUUCAACUCAAUACCAGCAUCAGUGACGUUCUUCGAUACUCAAGCGAAGAAGAGUACGCUGUCGUAAUUUAAUUUGACUUUGUUUUGAAGAAAACAAUCCAGCAAGACGGCGGGCCGAAGCAGUAUGAGACGCGCUAGAGACGGGUACGCGUACCAGCCUAUCCCCAGGGUGGCUACGGAAGAUGCAGUCGCUCACGAGAACGAUCAAAUGGCGGAGGAGCUCAGCGGAAAAAUCAGCACUCUCAAGCAUAUGUCGAUUGAAAUCGGCAACGAAGUCCGAUAUCAAGACAAGAUCUUGCGUGGACUCGAUGAUGAUGUCGACAGAAGCUCUGGUUUUCUUGGGAAAACCAUGGGCCGAGUAUUAAGACUAGGCAAAGGCAAUCAUAAUUACUAUAUAUUUUAUCUGUUUCUUUUCUCGAUUUUUGUGUUCUUCCUACUUUAUAUUGUUUUGAAAUUCAGGUGAUCUGGCGAAACAAUUACAUGACUGAAUUCCAAAUUGAACCUUGUUCUUAUUUAUAUGUAUUUAUUUAUUAAGAUAGACCUGUAAUAUAAAAUAUUAUGUAAAUAAAUAGUUUGCAAAACACA